Molecule: messenger RNA, 3988 nt
Organism: Microplitis demolitor
Lineage: Eukaryota; Metazoa; Arthropoda; Insecta; Hymenoptera; Braconidae
Exons: 10
Coding region: 631-3672 (1013 amino acids)
Biological process (GO): carbohydrate transport; transmembrane transport
Cellular component (GO): membrane
Molecular function (GO): sugar transmembrane transporter activity
Source: RefSeq, a predicted model, not a curated record
UAUUCGAAAUGUAUAAGAUAAUAGCUUGUAAAUUGAUGUCGAUUAAAAGAGAUAAAAACGGAGUGUUAUCAAGCGAAAUAGCAUAAUUGUUAAUUAUUAUCAAAUGGCAUCAGAAUAGCCCAUUGAAGAUUCAUAUUCAAUCCAGUUGUCGUUUCUGGCAUUACGUCACAGCUUUUCAAAACUAAACUCCUUAUAAUUGUUAUUUAAAAUAUUAUUAUUUUUUAAUAACAAUUAAAAACUGACGGAACUGUAAUUACACUAACCAGGUGAUAGGUUUGUCUGUAAAAUUUAUUCCAACGCAGAUGUUCCCGGUGGUUAAUUAUAAAUUCUUCUUCAUCUGAAACUCAUCGUAAUUAAUUUACGUUAUUAAUUUAAAAUUAAAUAGUGCACUGAAAAAAUUUUCGGAGUGAACGUGGAUUAAAUCCAAAGUGGACGAUUCCCUUCUACAGGGAGUUUAUUUUAAUAUUAAAACUCCGAAUUGGAGUGAUAAUCACUCCCGAUUUUUUUUUAGUGUAAUUGAGUGAUAGUUUAUUAAAUUAAAUAAUAGUAUUUAUUAUUCAAUAGAAAAAGUAUAAAAAUAUCAAUCAGAGAUUACAAGAACGUAAAAGUUGUAGAUCACCGACCCCCACUAUGACCACUACGGAGGAUUCGUUAAUGAUAGAGGGGCGAUAUAAAGAGUAUCAAUACGAAGCAGUGGCUACGAGUUUUCCUGUGUCACGUUUAGACUUUCAUACUACCCUCGAUACUAAUCCAAACAAUUAUUCUGCAACCACUGAUUUUUACGAUAAACUUAAAACUGAUAAAGAGUCAAUCAACAGUCACAAAAAAUUAAACACCAUGAGCCACGAAAAAGGCUCUAAAUUACUUCAAUUUAUUGCUGCCACUGCUGCAAACAUCGCCGUGGUGGCUGGAGGCGCAAUGCUGGGAUGGACAAGUCCGAUUCUGUUGAUGCUGAAAGAAAACCCGCCGAAUGAAGAAAAUCCUUUGGGUCGAGCCAUCAGUGAAGAAGAGGCUUCAUGGAUUGGAUCACUUACUCCAGUGGGUGCAUUGAUCGGAUGUUUUUUUGCUGGUUAUUUAGCUGAAAUAUGGGGAAGACGGACGACGUUAUUGUCUAGCAUAAUUCCUUCGAUCCUAGGCUGGAUUCUCAUCGCCACGGGAGAAACUGUUGAAAUUUUUUACGUCGCGAGGUUUAUUUUUGGAGUUUCGUUGUCUAUUUCUUUUACUGUUUUACCGAUGUACUGCGGCGAGAUCGCAGAGACUUCGAUUCGAGGGAUACUUGGGUCUUUUUUGCAAUUAUUUAUCACCAUAGGUCUACUAUGGGCGUACAGUAUCGGUCCUUAUGUCUCGUAUACUACAUUUUGGAUCACUUGUGGUGCAUUGCCGAUUGCUUUCUUUGUUUUCUUCUUCACUAUGCCAGAGUCCCCUUAUUAUCUGGCUGCGAAAGGUCGGAAGGAGGAAGUUAUCAGUGUGCUGGCAAGAUUACGGGGAAAAAGUAAAGAUGCAGUACGAAUUGAGGCUGAUGAAAUAGAGGCGACCGUCCAGGAAGCUUAUAAUAAAGAAGCGGCAAUAACGGACUUGUUCACGGUCAAAGCCAAUUUCAAAGCACUUAUUUUCACGUGUUUGCUUGUUAUUUUUCAACAAAUGACUGGGAUUAAUGUAGUUCUUUUUUACUCGGAGAAUAUUUUUGCGAGCGCUGGAAAUUCUGGUAUCAGCUCAUCCAUCGAAACAAUUAUUGUCGGAAUAGUACAGCUGAUUGCUUCCUGUGUCACGCCUCUGGUUGUCGACCGACUGGGACGGAGGAUACUUUUGAUAAUCUCUGGUAUAGGCACCGCUCUAAGUCUUGGAGUUCUUGGACUCUUCUUUUUCCUCAAAGAUUCUGCGAAAAGUGAUGUUAGUAAUAUCGGCUGGUUACCGAUAGCUUCAUUGAUAAUUUUCAUAGCGACUUACAGUAUUGGCUGGGGUCCGCUUCCUUGGGCAGUUAUGGGAGAGAUGUUUAGCACGGAAGUUAAAUCAAAAGCAUCUGGAAUAGUAGUUUUCGCUUGUUGGUUUUUGGCCUUUUUGAUAACUAAAUAUUUCAGUAACAUCGCGUUGGCAUUUGGUCAAUACACAGCCUUCUGGUUAUUUGGAGUUUUUUGUAUACUAAGUGUUCUCUUUACUGUUUUUAUUUUACCAGAAACAAAAGGAAAAUCACUUCAAGAAAUUCAAAAUGAACUCAGUGGAUGUAGAUAUAACGGUGAAAUAUUUAACGAAAGAACGAGAUCCAACGUCAAUACAAUGAAGGGCAAUAAAGGCUCAAAAUUACUACAAUUUGCUGCUGGUAUUGCUGCAAAUAUUUGUAUAAUGGCGGGAAGCGCAGCAAUGGCUUGGUCGAACCCGAUUCUGUUGAUGCUCAAAGAAGAUCCGGUAAAUGAAGAAAACCCACUGGGUCGGCCUAUUAGUGAGGAAGAAUCCUCUUGGAUCGGAUCAAUGGUGACAGUGGGUAUAUUAAUUAUUUGUUUAUUUCCAGGAUAUUUGGCUGAAAAGUGGGGAAGACGAGCAGCUCUGUUAUCUAGCGUCGUACCAUAUCUUCUCGGUUGGAUAAUCCUUGCCACAGGUAAAAGUAUCGAAGCCUUGUAUGUAGCAAGAUUUAUGUCAGGUCUAGGUAUUGCUGUUGCAUUCGCAAUAUUGCCAAUGUACUGCGGCGAAAUUGCUGAGACAUCAAUUCGAGGGAUACUUGGUUCGUUGUUUCAAAUAUUUACCACUCUUGGUCAAUUAUGGGCGUACUGUAUUGGUCCGUACGUUUCUUAUACCCAUUACUGGAUCGCUUGUGCUGUUUUGCCGAUAGCGUUCUUCGUUCUCUUCUUACCCAUGCCAGAGUCUCCGCACUACCUGGCAGCAAAAGGUCGGACAGAGGAAGUCAUCAAAGUGCUGGCAAGGCUGCGUGGGAAGAGUGAAGAUGCUGUUAGAUACGAAGCAAAUGAAAUAGAGGCAGCCGUUCGAGAAAAUUUAAAUAGAACAGCGACAAUCAUGGACUUGUUUAAAGUAAAGGCUAAUGUAAAAGCGUUAUUUAUUACAUGUGCAUUAGUAACUUUUCAACAGAUGAGUGGCAUCAUUGUCGUUCUUCUUUACUCAGAACUUAUAUUUGCAAGUGCUGGGAACGUUGGUAUCAGCUCAUCGGUUGAAACUAUUAUUGUAGGACUAGUUCAGUUAUUUGGUUCGUGUGUCAAUCCGCUGGUUGUCGACCGAUUGGGACGCAGGAUACUUUUGAUCAUCUCUGGUACAGGCUCCGCUCUAAGUCUUGGAGCGCUUGGACUCUUCUUUUAUCUGAAAGAUGCAACAAAAAGUGAUGUCAGUGGUAUUGGUUGGUUACCAUUAACUUCAAUGAUUAUCUAUAUGUCAACGUAUAGUGUUGGAUUGGGUCCUCUUCCCUGGACAAUUAUGGGGGAAAUGUUUUCCCCAGAAAUAAAAACCAAAGCCUCAGGAAUAACUGUAUUUAUUUUUUGUUUUUUGGCAUUUGUUGUCAGUAAAUAUUUUAUAAGUAUUGCAGUAUCAUUUGGUCAAUUCACUGCCUUUUGGUUUUUUGGAGUUUUUUGUAUUCUAAGUGUUCUCUUUACGGUUUUCAUUUUACCAGAAACAAAAGGAAAAUCGCUCCAAGAAAUUCAAAAGGAACUUGCCGGAAAAGCUAGAAAAUAAUAAAUUGUCACAGUUAAUUAUUUAAAAAAAAAAAAUUUUAAACUUCUGAAAUAGAUUAUCAUAUUUUUAUUUUUAAUUCACUACAUCAUGUUCUAGAGUUUUUGAAAAUUUGCAAUUUUCUUAGCGGGAAGUUAAAAAAUCAAAUUUAAGAUAUUUUUUUUGUCCCAGGUGUUUAUGAUUCCGUUUGCUAAUAAAUCCAUAUAAAAUAAAGCAUCUAAUACUAAGUAAUUAUUAAAUCGAUUUUGAUCAUAAGCAAUAACAAAAGUAGUGUGUCCGUUGAUGUAUUGUUAAUAAUAAAAACCAGUAGAAAAAUGUA